UCUAUUUUAAAAAAGGAAUAAGCACUAAAACCCUAUUUUAAUUCUUUUACAUAAGGUAUUCAAAUAGUGCGCAAUUUUUAUUGGGAUAUACACUUGAUUCAAGGAAUGGAUCCAAGAACUGUUUUAGUUAUAUACACGGGUGGAACUAUCGGCAAUGACUGUGUUGAAAAUGGAGGAUUUGCCCCAGGAAACGAUGAAAGAUUCAAAGAAUGUCUAAGACAACGGUGGCAAUAUCUAAAUAUCCCUUUUGUGGCUAACAGGACAGACGAAAAUGGCCCAGUUUUCUUGACCAGCUGGUCCCACACUGAGGAAAGUGUAAUACUUGAAUUAAGGAUUUUGAUUUAUCCUACCUUGCUGAAUUCAAGUGAAAUGGAUUUUGCACAUUGGAUGAGGAUUGCCCAAGACAUCAAAAAAUACUAUACUGAUUUUCAAGGAUUUGUUGUUCUGCUUGGAACAGACACAAUGGCCUAUGUUGCAUCUGCAUUAUCUUUUAUAUUCGAAAACCUCGCAAAACCUGUCGUCCUUACAGGAUCACAGAUACCAAUAUUCAGGCCGGGUAGCGAUGGAUUUAACAACUUUAAAAAGGCUGUUCUGGUUGCUGGGACACUAAAAAUUCCUGAGGUUACAAUUUGCUUCAACGACAAACUUUUUAGGGGAAAUAGAGCAAGAAAGAGAAACACAACUAGCUUCGACGCUUUCGAAUCUCCAAAUUUUCCACCACUUGCCGUAUUUAGUGGAAACAAAAGACUGUGUGGUGCGGUACAGAAGAGGCUUCUAUUAGAGGCAGGUAUCGGAAAAGAAUUAACAUUAUGUACCGAAAACAAUGCCGCUACUGCUGAUGUUGAUGUUGAUGUGCUGCAUAUCUUUCCAGGCAUAACUAAAAAUGUGAUGGAACACAUACCAAGCGCACUAAUUCUACGUUCGUUUGGAGUUGGAAAUGUCCCAUUGAUAGUUUGUCAGACAUUGGAUUCAGAAUUAUGGAGGGGUAACACCCUGGUCGUGAAUGUCUCUCAGUGUGAGGAGGGAGGCGUCAUUCCUGAAUGUGAUGUCAGAACGGAACUUGAAAAUAUUGGAGUUGUGCCAGGAGGGGACAUAACAUUCGAGGCAGCGUUCACUUAACUUUACAUUGCAUGCAUAAUAAAACGAUCAACAGCUGAA
Saccostrea echinata is the source of this 1158-nucleotide messenger RNA. Its product is annotated as L-asparaginase 1-like. Bases 106 to 1119 code for a protein of 337 amino acids. The record is from RefSeq and is a predicted model, not a curated record. Gene Ontology annotation, biological process: amino acid metabolic process. Gene Ontology annotation, molecular function: asparaginase activity. Lineage: Eukaryota; Metazoa; Mollusca; Bivalvia; Ostreida; Ostreidae. The transcript is spliced from 9 exons.